AUGUCUUCAAUUCUCGCUUGGACAAAGGCUGCUUGCCUUCUUCUUCUUGCAUCUGAAGCUUUUGCUAGCCCAAUUGAGCUUGAGAAGAGAGCGGUAUGCACAGCUUACACUUUGAUUGAGACCCGUGGUACUGGCGAACCUCAGGGACCAUCGAACAGCUUCAAGACGAUGGAUGCAGCAAUCAUUGCCCAACUCGCUGGCGGUACCGAGUACAACACUGUUUACCCUGCAAGCAUUGACCAAAACUCGGCCAAGGGUACUGCUGAUAUCAUCAACCAAAUCACCACUGGUUUGAAGUCCAACCCCAACAGAUGUUUCAUCCUCGAAGGAUACUCUCAAGGCGCUGCUGCAACUGUCGAUGCCAUGUCAAAGAUCACCGGCGCCAAUUUUGAUGCAGUCAAGGGUGUCUUCCUCAUCGGCAACCCUCACCACAAGUCGGGCCUUGCAUGCAAUGUCGACUCCAACGGCGGCACGACUACUAAGAAUGUCAAUGGACUUACUGUCCUUGUUGGCAGCAUCCCUGCAAACUGGGUUGGCAAGACUUUGGACGUCUGCGCAUAUGGUGAUGGCGUUUGCGACACUGCUCAUGGCUUUGGAAUUACUGCUCAACAUUUGUCUUACAAGUCUGAUGCCAACGUUCAGAACCAGGGCAUCAAGUUUGUUCUUGGAAAGCUUCGCGGUACUUAG
This is a messenger RNA of Aureobasidium pullulans EXF-150, 687 nucleotides long. RefSeq names its product cutinase. The transcript is spliced from 5 exons. Bases 1 to 687 code for a protein of 228 amino acids. The record is from RefSeq and is a predicted model, not a curated record. Gene Ontology annotation, molecular function: hydrolase activity. NCBI's taxonomy places the organism in Eukaryota, Fungi, Ascomycota, Dothideomycetes, Dothideales, Saccotheciaceae.